Molecule: messenger RNA, 1293 nt
Organism: Lodderomyces jiufengensis
Lineage: Eukaryota; Fungi; Ascomycota; Pichiomycetes; Serinales; Debaryomycetaceae
Gene: CWT1
Product: Cwt1p
Exons: 1
Coding region: 1-1293 (430 amino acids)
Biological process (GO): regulation of DNA-templated transcription
Cellular component (GO): nucleus
Molecular function (GO): DNA-binding transcription factor activity, RNA polymerase II-specific; zinc ion binding; RNA polymerase II transcription regulatory region sequence-specific DNA binding
Source: RefSeq, a predicted model, not a curated record
AUGGAUACAACCAAAAGAAAAAGAAAGAAAAAAUUAGAAAUAGCAUGUGUAUAUUGUAGAAGGUCACAUAUGAUAUGUGAUGAAUCAAGACCAUGUCAAAGAUGUAUUAAAAGAGGUAUACUGCAUUUGUGUUAUGAUGAACCUUCAAAUUCAAGACAACGAAAGAAAGCAGCAGCUUUAAGAAAAGAUACUCCUCAAGAACAAGAGCAACAACAACAACAACCUCCUCCUCAAGCACCACUACCUCAACCACAACCUCAACCGCAAUCUCAACCUCAACCUCAAACUCAGCCAUUACCAGUUCAACAACCUAUUCAAGCAAAACCAAAUAAAUCUGUUUUAUCACAAACUUUAGCGUAUAAUCAAGAACCAUUAUUCUAUUCGGAACAUGCAGGUAGUGAAUUUAGUUCAUUAAAUGAUUUUUUGUCUAUGAUUGAUGAUCCAGAACUAGUCAAUGGUGCUUUAAAUAAUGACGAAAAUCAAAUGUUUUGGGCUCCUGCUUUCUCACCAAAUAAUAUAUUUAGUCAAACUUUUGAAGAAGUUUCUCAACCAAUGGAAGAUCAACCACCUCAACAACCACAGCAGCAACAACAACAACCACAACAACCAGGAGUUGAAGAUCACCCCGUUAUUUCGGAUUCUGCAAGAGAUAAAUUCUUUUUAACAGCUGCUGAUCCAACAACUGAAAUAUCACCAGAAGAAAGGUUAAAACAAGUCAUUAAAGCUAAAUUAGAAGCUGGUUUACUACAACCAUAUAAUUACGCAAAAGGAUAUGCUAGAUUACAAAAAUAUAUGGAUAACUAUAUGAAUAUUUCGAGUCGUCAAAGAAUUUUAAAACCUUUAAGUAUUUUUAGACCAGCUUUUAGAGCUAUUGCAAGAACUUUAAAAGAUGUCGAUUUAGUGCUUGUGGAAGAAAGUUUUGAAAGAAUGUUAUUGGAUUAUGAUCGAGUUUUCACAUCAAUGGCUAUCCCAGCUUGUUUAUGGAGAAGAACUGGAGAAAUAUAUCGAGGCAAUAAAGAAUUUGCUUCAUUAGUAGGUGUUACAACUGAUGAUUUAAAAGACGGGAAAUUAGCUAUAUAUGAAUUAAUGAGUGAAGAAAGUGCAGUGAAUUUUUGGGAAAAAUACGGAGCUAUUGCUUUUGAUAAAGGUCAAAAGGCAGUUUUAACAAGUUGUAAUUUAAGAACAAAAGAUGGUAUAAAAAGGAAAAGUUGCUGUUUUAGUUUCACUAUACGAAGAGAUAGAUAUAACAUUCCAAGUUGUAUAGUUGGUAAUUUUAUUCCAAUAGAUCCAUAG